AUGCUCGCUAGUGCUUUCAAGGAUACCCGUUUCAACUUAAGUGAAGUUUCUGGAGCAUUCAGGCUUUUAAUUACUAGAAUUCUGCCAUCUGACGAAGGACUCUACUUCUGUGGUGACAUAAAUAAUUAUGAUCCACAGUUUGGAAAUGGAACAUAUUUGAGAGUGAAAGAUCAAAAUCACAUAAACCACUCCACUACAAAAGUGAUCCAAGACCCAGUAUCAGGCCCGGUUUCCCCAGGAGGCUCAGAGACACUGGAGUGUGUGGUGCUGACUGAGAGCAGAACAGAAGAGCUCAGUGUGUUCUGGUUCCGACCUGCUUCAGGAGCUUCCCAUCCAGGCCUCAUUUACAUCAACAAGAGCAGCAGUGGUCAGUGUGAGGGCCGCUGUGUCUACACUCUCUCAAAGAAGGACGUCGACAUCACUGAUGCUGGAACUUACUACUGCGCCAUAGCUACCAGUGGACACAUACUCUUUGGGAACGGAACAACACUCAGACUUGCUGAGCCAGUGAACUCUGUGCUGGUUGGUCUGGUUGGGGCUUUGGGCUGCAGCUGUGUUGUACUGGCCUGCUCAGAAAACUUGCAGCAUGAUGUAGACAGCAGCACUGAUACUCAGCAAAGAACUCAAGCUGAGUCUGGUGAUGGCCUGAACUAUGCAGCCCUGAGCUUCUCUAAGAAGGAGAGCAGGGGCAGGAGAACCAGGAGGGAGCCACCACCAGAUGCUGUUUAUGCAGCUGUACGCCUCUGAACACCCAGUACUGUGACAUACUGUAAUUCAUUAAUGCAUGUCUCCAGCUUUCUCUUGAAUCCCUUAAUUGAAGUGGGGAGUGAAAUG
Engraulis encrasicolus (European anchovy) is the source of this 834-nucleotide messenger RNA. RefSeq lists its product as uncharacterized. NCBI's taxonomy places the organism in Eukaryota, Metazoa, Chordata, Actinopteri, Clupeiformes, Engraulidae. The coding region runs from base 1 to 747 and encodes 248 amino acids. The record is from RefSeq and is a predicted model, not a curated record. The transcript has 5 exons. Gene Ontology annotation, biological process: response to bacterium.